UACGAAUAAAUGAUAAAAUGAUAAUUAUUAAACUAAUAAGUAAUUUAUCAAUUGGUUUUGAAUCACUGCAAUACAAAGAUGGCGGGUAGUCAUUUGAUUAUUUGUUUGUUUUUAAGUUUUUUAAGCCGUGUUUAUAGUUCAGAUGUGUUGUGCGAAAAAGGAUUUUGUAGUGAAUUCAUCCACAAACACGGUUGUUCGCCGCCAGUGCCUCACUGCUCGUACAACAACGCCACACACAACGGCCUGUGGUUGCCUUCGCCUACCAUCUGCAACUGUUGCCCCUUCUGUCUGGAAUUUUUAAGAGAGGAUGAGCACUGCAGUUUAGGAGGUCCCGGGGCCGGGACUACAGUGGGUCGUUGUGGUGACGGACUCACGUGCGUCGCCGACCCUAUUGAUGGGUACAGCUAUUGUAAAAAAAUGUCGUCGAAGUGCCAUACUGCACAAACAAACUUCGAUACAAGACGCACAAGAGGGGAGAUGGGAUCGCUCGAGUUUCGGCCGCACUGCGACGCUAAAGGGAAAUACGCGCCCUUCGACUGCGUGCUGACACAAACAUGUUUCUGCCAAUCUGAAGAAGGUGAGAGGCUGUUCGGGGAGGUUGUAUACCGCGGUACUUUAACUACACAGAGCAUGCAUUGUGGUUGCUCUCGGCUCCAUCAGAGGAUCAUGAAGAGGAUCCAACCAGGACUGGCGUUCCCCGUGUUCGCGCCGCGGUGCACUUCCGACGGCAACUUUUUCCCUGUCCAGUGCAUCGGUCGGAAAUGUUACUGCGUGGACAGGGUGACAGGACACAUUGUCAAUGCAAACCGGCCGGGUUAUACUCUGGACUUGAGAAAAUAUCCUAUUACUGAUUUGGCUUGCUACGACCCUGCUUUAGACAAUUUUCCACACCUAAAUGAAGGUUCACCUCCUUACAACUUCACGGCGCCGUGUUUUGAGGAGCAGAGACUCAAAGUGGAGAUGAUACAGCAGAGUAAAGAGGAUGGGUUUAACGUAGACUUCUUUAACUCCUUCGGCGAGUGCAUGCCAGACGGGACUUACGGGCACGUUGUUAUGAAGAGGGAUAGAUCGAAAAUCUGCGCUGACGAAACUGGCCGUCAAAUAGCCAAAUAUUCUGCAGCCCCGAAUACACCUGAAUAUGAAUCAAUGAAUUGCAAAUGCGCGUAUACCUCCCAUGUUAUGGGUUCAACGAGUGAGAGGCCGGUUUGCUGUAAAAACGGAAAUUUCCGACGUAUACAAUGCCGUCGUGGUUUCUGUCGUUGCGUCGACGAGGACGGAAGGCAACAAGGAAGAGAAGCCGCUGAUGUUACUUCUCUAUCUUGUUUUACAACUAAUUGGCGGACGUGUUAAAUUUACAUAAACCAUAUUAUCUUAUUAAAAAUAUUGUAGGAGUUCAAA
Molecule: messenger RNA, 1398 nt
Organism: Manduca sexta (tobacco hornworm)
Lineage: Eukaryota; Metazoa; Arthropoda; Insecta; Lepidoptera; Sphingidae
Exons: 9
Coding region: 79-1350 (423 amino acids)
Biological process (GO): cell-matrix adhesion
Cellular component (GO): basement membrane
Source: RefSeq, a predicted model, not a curated record